AUGUCGAUUCUUGGUCAAAGUCUACCAAUCAAGGGUCGUUUGGUAGUAUGUGGCUUACCAAGAACUAGUACAACAUUACUCUACAAUUUACUAGCCUGUGAUACGAAUUGUCGGGCACCACUGUACACGUAUAUAUGUAUUGAUAUGGUACCAUCGAUUGUCAUAUCCGAUUCUAUUCAACAACAACAACGAGCAAAUACAAUGCUCUCGUCUACAAAAGAAAUCAAACAUUUCGCUGACUAUCAAAGUCAAAUGGCUGAAGCUCAUCCAUUUCUUCCGAUUGAAGAAGACUAUCUUAUUUUACGUCAUACGAGCUAUUUACCCUUCGUCACUUACAUUGGUAUUGACAACGAAAGCGAUUCAGACACCUGGCUGCAGAAUGAGAUGUGCAAAGACUAUGCUUGUGAUUAUCAUGAAACCGUUUUGCGUAUGUUAAAUUCGGUCGAUAUGCCAUCAUCACAUUGUCGAGAUCAAAUUACAAAACGAUAUUGUCAAUUAACUGAUCGAAUGAUCUAUUGUAUUAUGAAGUUUCAUGAAAGUCAAAAGCAAAAAGUUGAUUCAACACGAAAAGUUCUUUUCAAUAUGACUUAUGAUAAUUUGAUGAACAAUCCUAUUGUUGUUGUUCAUAGAAUAUACGAUUAUUUUGGUCUUGAUUGGUCGACGAAAUUUGAAACAGCAAUGCAAAAGUGGCUUACAGAAAAUCCUCAAGGAAAACAAGGCCAUCAUUCAUAUUCCCAAACAGAUUUUGCUUUAACAUGUGAAGAGAUUGAAACACGUUAUGCUGAUUACACGAAACUUUUUCUCUCUCAAUGA
This is a messenger RNA of Rotaria sp. Silwood1, 813 nucleotides long. The record is from the annotation of a GenBank genome assembly. NCBI's taxonomy places the organism in Eukaryota, Metazoa, Rotifera, Eurotatoria, Philodinida, Philodinidae.